This is a messenger RNA of Gymnodraco acuticeps, 2950 nucleotides long. RefSeq lists its product as uncharacterized. Lineage: Eukaryota; Metazoa; Chordata; Actinopteri; Perciformes; Bathydraconidae. Gene Ontology annotation, biological process: positive regulation of ERK1 and ERK2 cascade; T cell activation; interleukin-15-mediated signaling pathway. The coding region runs from base 1232 to 2164 and encodes 310 amino acids. Gene Ontology annotation, molecular function: MHC class II protein binding; protein tyrosine kinase binding. Gene Ontology annotation, cellular component: external side of plasma membrane; membrane raft. The record is from RefSeq and is a predicted model, not a curated record. The transcript is spliced from 7 exons.
ACUUAUAGCACCGUACCUUCAUUUCUCACAGUAACUGCUUCACAUGUUCAAACAUAUAAGGGUUGAUUUCAUGAAAUAUCUAAAUUGUAAAAUGAUUCUGAAUCUUUUUUUGUUUGUUACAUGUGCUCUUCAGGGAAUACCAGUCAAACUUGUUGGUGUAUUAAUGUAGGUAUGGCUUCAAUUCGCUUUUGCAAAUGAACUAUUCAUUUAUGUUCUAAUUAGCAACCCAGCAAAACACACAAAAGCAUCGGGAAAACGAGCACGAAAGCACCUUUUAAUCAAACAUGAACACCAUCUGGGGAAAUCUGCAUUUUGGUAAGAGGGCGCUGACGUCAGUAAGAGGACGCAGAGCUCAUGUUACCCAGUUUAGACAAAACCCUGGUAAGGGCAAAGCGAGCAGUUAUAAUAAGAUUUAUAUUAAUGAUAUUAUGCUUUUAUUGGCUUAAUAGCAUCAAACAGAGAGUACAGCAGCAGCUUCAUGAAAACAUGUGAGUCCCUCUAGAGGUGGGUUGCAGACAUGUUGGAUAUAAACUGUAUUCUUAAUACUUACAGCAUGGGCUUGAAAUGUAUUGUAUUGUCAUUAUUUGCAUCUAAUGUUGUUUGUUAUAUAUUUUAAUGGAAUAUUGCUUUUUCUUCUGUGCAUUUGAUUGUUUUGCGUUUUACUAAAUAAAGUGACCUAUUAACCUUUCUUGUAAGGUUUGUCAUGACAUAGCUUUCACAACCUGGACUGAAUGGCAUUACUUACGUACACCUGCACUGCCUUUUGUGACUGCUGUUCAUCCUGUGUCUAUAUAAAGGCAUAUCACCCUCUACCCACUACUGUUUAUCUGGUCAGCAUUAGGGGUUUGAACCUGCAGAGCUCUGCUGCUGGUGUUAACCACAUCCUCCAAACAACACCUCUCCUUCAGUUCUCUGACAAAAGUUACACAUAAAACUGCAAAGAUACCGAGAGGAACCAGCAGGUUGUUAACUUUUAUUAAAACCAAACGUUUUUACAUUCUCACAUUCCUCUGUUGCAUUGAUGACCAAACCUAAAAGUCUGAUGUUACAAGAGAUUUACACAAGAAAGAAUAAAAGCUCAUUUAAAGUCAACAGCCGUCAGAGGAGAGAUGAAGUUAGAAUUAGGAAGUGACUCUUCAUUACCACAGGAAGCAGGUACUGAGUUCUUGUUAAAGAAGCAGCCGGUUAGAGACUCUGACAGUCGAGAGCCAGAGACCGAGAGAGAAGCACGAUGUCUGAAUUCAGAAGGAUCAUGAUGUCUUCAUUCCUGAUGCUGCUGCUCCACUUUCCAGCUGCAGCUGUGAGACGUUACAUUGUCAGAGCUGGAGAUGAAGUCACUUUGCCUUUUGACUAUGUGAUACAUGAUCAGGAUAAGUGUGAGAGUACUAGGUGGUACUUCAGUGAUUCAAGAGGUUCACCAGUGACGCUGUUUGAAGACGGACAGAUUCACAACGAUUCCAAAGCUAAAUCAGACAGACUGAGAGUUACAGAGAAUUGUUCUCUGGUUAUAAAGAAGGUCACAGAGGAGGAUGCUGGUUAUUACACCUGCAGACAGCUCAACAGAUCAGGAGAACAACAAGGUCCAGACUCUGAGGUUCUUCUGUCUGUUGUUUCCAUGACUGAACAUCAGGACAAUGAUGAGGUGACGUUACGCUGCUCUGUGUCGACAGAUGGAUGGUGUUUACACCCAGUGAAGUGGCUGCUUCAGGGUCGAGAUGUGGACAAAGAUCACAGAGAGAUAAACACAUCACUGUCUUACUGCUCUGCCUCUGUGACAUUUCAGACUUCUCUCUUUAGUAACACAACAAGGUCUGAGUUGGUUUCUUGUGCAGUAACUAAUGUGUUCACAGGAGAAGUUCAUCUGUUUCCCUUCAGCGCUCAGUCCUCAGAUGCUACAACAACUGGAACAGCAAUUGAUGAAUGGACAUCUGAAAGCAACACCGGAACAGGAGCAGACUGCAAACAUCCAGAAGGACCAGCUGUGUGGUGGGUCAUCCUGGUGUCUGUGGGGUUAGCAGCUCUCGUCGUCACCGUGGUUACGGUCCACAUCUGGACCAGAGCUAAAGGGGGCAAAAAAGGGAUGAGAAAAAACCUGGAGCAGAAUGAUGAAGAUGAAGAUGAGGUGAACUAUGAAAACGAUGGAGGGGCUUCUGCCUCUGUGUGACUGAUCAACAACAUCAACUCCCCUCAGAGUCCAUGCUGUCAAACAUCACCUCCUCAUAUGUUAGAGGAGAAAACAGGAGAACCAUGAGAUCAUUGGAACAUUUCUGAUGCCUGAGAACACCUGAGCCCCACGAGAGGCCCUUCAGAAACUCACCUCCAUGUGAUAGGAGACACAGCUUAUUGUAUUCAUUCCUUUCUGACUGAACGUCCUUUAAGUGUGCUCUCACAUUCCCAUACAUAGUUAUACUGGAUCUGAUCUAUAGUCUGCAGUCUCUGGAUAACAUCUCUAUAUUAGCAGUACUUGUACUCACACCUUAUACCUUCACUUCUCACUGUAACUGCUGCACAUGUUCAAACAUACAAGUGUUGGGUUGAAUUCAGAUUUUUUUUUAAUUCUAAUAUUUAUGUUUUCAUUGUGCUCGCUAAGGACUUUCAAUCAAACUUGGUCUAAUCAAUUUUAAGAAUGUAUUUGAUUUGUUUUUCAAUUAAUGAUUCAUAAAAUGUCUUAUAAUUAGCAUAGCGUGUACUUAUACCUACAGUAUAUAUACCUGUACUGCCUACUGUAACUGCUGCACAUGCUGUAUAUAUCUGAUCAAUAGUCUAUACCAUAUAUUUACUAUAGGCUACUCACUUUUUACUCUAUGUGUAUUCCUAAAGCUGAAAUGCCUCCAGUAUCUUAGGAUGUUUUAAUUAGCUUAAGUCCUAAUGGAAUAUGUUUCUCCUUUUUUUUACUACGGCUUUAAUGAAAUAUCAUCCAAAUAAAAAGAGUACUUUUAAAUGAAUGUUA